AUGGCGACAAUCCAGAGGGUUAGGAAGAGCAGCUGGCAAAAGCAAGAGGAGCUGGAAACCCUGAAAGGUGCCCACAGGUUCAGAAGGAUAGUACCUGGCAAACUCCUGCCUCAGUUAAUUCUCUUGCUCCCUGCUCUCCCUGUACAGGUUCCCGCCAAAGACAUGAAGAAGGAUUCCAAGGUGAACCAGUAUGUGGUCGUCCAGGCCAGCUGUCCUCAGUUCCAGCUGGAGAAAGUGGUUCUGGUUUCCUUCCAGAGCGGCUACAUCUUCAUCCAAACAGAUAAGACCAUCUACACCCCUGGAAGUGCAGUGCUCUAUCGAAUCUUCCCUGUCGGUUCCCGCCUGGAGCCCGUGAAGGAUCAAAUUGUGAACAUCAAGUUUCAGACACCAGAAGGAAUUGUGGUUCACUAUGACUCCGUUUCAACGAACAAAAAGAAAUUGGAAUCCACCGUUGCCUCUGCUUUAAUAACCCCCCAGCCAUUCAACAUACCUGAGAUUGUGAGCUUAGGAACAUGGACAGUGACAGCCAAGUAUGGGGACUCCCCCCAGCAUACUUUCUCCACAAAUUUUGAAGUCAAGGAAUAUGUGCUACCAAGCUUUGAAGUCAUUUUGACGCCAAGCGAAAAGUUUUAUAACGUUGAUAGUGACAAGGACUUCAGAGUGUCUAUCAGUGCAAGUUUCCACUAUGGGAAGAGAGUGAGAGGUGUGGCCUUGGUCCUCUUUGGAGUGCUGGAAGAUGGCAAGAAGCUAAGCAUCCCCAAUUCCCUCGACAGAAUCCCGGUUAUCGAUGGGGAAGGGGAACGAGAAGCUGUGCUAACAAAACGCCUGCUGCAAAAACAAUUUGCCACACCCAGGGAUCUCGUUGGGCAUUUCAUCUACGUCUCUGUGACUGUGAUGACGGAAGCAGGCAAUGACAUGGUGUUAGCUGAACUGAGUGGCAUUAAGAUUGUGACGUCUCCCUAUGAAAUCCACUUCACAAAAACCCCCAAGUACUUCAAGCCAGGGAUGCCAUAUGUACUGACGGUUUUUGUCACCAACCCUGAUGGCUCCCCAGCUUCGAAUAUCCCUGUGGCAUUGGAGCCCAUGGCAGCUCAGGCAGUUACCCAGAACAAUGGAAUGGCCAAACUUAUCUUGAACGCACCAGUGGACGAACAACAGCUAAGAAUUACUGUCAAAACCAGACAUGAGAAACUCCAGGAGAAUGCACAAGCUAGCAAUACCAUAUUGGCCAAUGCCUACCAGACCCACAGACAGUCUGGGAACUAUCUCCAUUUGGCAGUCGCAGCAGGGGAGCUGAAGGCUGGUGAUACCUUGCCCAUCAAUUUCAUUGUGAAGACCCGUAGCCUGCCUGCGAUGGACCAGAUCCCUUAUUUCACCUACAUAAUCAUGACCAAAGGCAAGAUCUUCAAGACCGGGAGGCAACUCAAGGCCCCAGGGCAGAAUCCGGUGACAAUGUCUCUGCCCAUCACCCCAGAUCUCAUCCCUUCUUUCCGAAUUGUGGCUUACUUUCAAAUUGGAAACAAUGAAAUCGUGGCCGAUUCUGUCUGGGUGGAUGUGAAAGAUACCUGCAUGGGAACGCUGGUGGUAAAAGGUGCGACUAAGGCAGACGACAAAAUUCACAGCCCUUCAAAGAGCAUGAAGAUCAAGUUGGAAGGUGACAGGGAUGCUUAUGUUGGCCUGGUGGCUGUUGACAAAGGCGUCUACGCCCUCAACAAGAAGUACAAGCUGACCCAGGCCAAGAUCUGGGACACCGUGGAGAAGAGCGACAUCGGGUGCACAGUGGGCAGUGGCCGCAACAACGUGGGAGUGUUUGCAGAUGCCGGACUGGCCCUGGAAACCAGCAACAGGAUCUCCACACCCCAAAGAACAGAUCCAAAGUGCCAGCAGCCAGCAAGACGCCGACGCCGCUCUUUGCAGCUUCUGGACUCCAAGGCCAGCAAAGUGGCCCAGUAUCAGGACCGGCUGCUGAGGAAGUGCUGCGAGGACGGGAUGCAGGACAACCCCAUGGGCCACAGCUGUGAGAGGCGGGCGGAAUACAUCCUGGAGCAAAACGAGUGCAAAGCUGCCUUCCUGGAGUGCUGCCAAUACAUCAGGAGCCUCCGCGACGAGAAUGCCCGGGAGGAAGAGCUAAUCCUGGCAAGAAAUGACAUCGAUGACAGUUUCUUAGACGAUGACGCUUUUGCCUCCAGAACCGAGUUUCCUGAGAGCUGGUUGUGGGAAGUGAAACAUCUGGAUGAACCUCUCAAUGACCAGGGGAUCUCAUCCAAGACAGUUCUCAUUUACCUGAAGGAUUCCAUCACGACCUGGGAAGUGCUGGCGGUGAGCGUUUCGGAUACGAAAGGGGUCUGUGUGGCCGACCCUUAUGAGAUCACGGUGAUGAAGGACUUCUUCAUUGACCUGCGGGUGCCUUACUCGGUCGUGAGAAACGAGCAGGUGGAGAUUCGGGCUGUUCUCUACAACUAUCUGGAGGGUGACAUCACGGUGCGGUUAGAGCUAGUCCACAACCCGGCCUUCUGCAGCGCUUCCACCGCCAAGCGAAGAUACAGGCAGGUUUUCACCAUCAGGGGCCUCUCCUCCAAGGCCGUGCCGUUUGUGAUUGUCCCUCUCCAGCUGGGACUCCACGACAUCGAGGUCAAAGCAGCAGUCUGGGGACUGUCUGUGUCCGAUGGUGUCAAGAAGAAGCUGAAAGUCGUGCCCGAAGGAAUGCAGAAAAACAUUACGACGGUCUUUGUGCUGGAUCCUGUUGCAAAAGGAAUCAAUGGAGUCCAGGAGCUGAAAGUCAUCGCCAAAAAUAUUGACGACAAAGUUCCCGACUCAGAAAGCGUGACCCAACUUAUCCUCCAAGGGAACCCUGUGGCCCAGAUUGUCGAAGACUCCAUCGAUGGGUCCAACCUGAACCAUCUCAUCGUCACGCCUUCCGGCUGCGGGGAGCAGAACAUGAUCACCAUGACUCCGACAGUGAUCGCCACCCACUACCUUGACGCCACCGGGCAGUGGGAGAAGGUUGGGCUGGAGCGCCGAUCUGUUGCUGUCCAGCAGGUCAUGCAAGGUUAUAUACAGCAGCUGGCAUACAAGAAAUCAGACAACUCCUACGCUGCUUUUACCGAUCGCCCAUCUAGCACUUGGCUGACGGCAUAUGUCGCCAAGGUCUUUGCCAUGGCUCAUCCCAUUGAGUCCCACAUUGAUAAGAACAUCAUCUGCAGAGCUGUGAAAUGGCUGAUCCUGGAAAAGCAAAAUCCAGACGGAGUGUUCCAAGAAGAUGCCCCUGUGAUCCACGGAGAGAUGCUGGGAGGCUAUCAUGGUGCGGAACCAGAGGUGUCAUUAACAGCCUUCGUCCUGAUCGCCCUGCUGGAGUCCAGAACAGUCUGUGGAGCACAAAUCGACAGCUUAAACAACAGCAUUGCCAAAGCUGCUGAGUUUCUGGCCAAAAAGUACAGGUCGCUGCAAAGGCCUUACACCGUGGCCCUGACCUCGUAUGCGUUAGUCCUCGCAGGGGAGUUGGACCAUGACAGGAUACUGAUGGGAGCCUCAACAGGUGGAGACCGGUGGGAAGAAGCCAACUCUCACAGCUACAACAUCGAAGGCACCUCCUACGCUCUUCUGGCCCUGCUGAAGCUGAGGAAGUUUGAUGAGGCUGGUCCCGUCGUAAGAUGGCUGACCCAGCAGAAAUAUUACGGGGGGACCUACGGCCACACUCAGUCAACUAUCAUGGUGUUCCAGGCUCUUGCCCAGUACCAGACAGACAUCCCGCUCCAAAAGGACAUGGAUUUGGGCGUUUCUCUUCUGUUGCCAAGACGGUCUGCUCCAGUUGAGUAUAGAAUCAACUUUGAAAAUGCCCUCCACGCUAAAUCAGAAGAGACCAAGAUCAACGAAGACUUCACCGUGAAAGUGACGGGCCCCGGCCAGGCCACCCUGACUGUAGUGACCAUGUACAAUGCAAAAGUCCGCGAAGAGGCUGUCCCCUGCAGGAAUUUUGAUCUGAAUGUGACUGUCACACCCUUCCAGCUCCGCAACGCACAAGAUGGAGUCCUUGGAGCCGUCAAGAUCCAAAUCUGCACCAGGUAUCUCCGUAGUACUGAUGCCACCAUGACCAUCAUCGAUGUCUCCAUGCUCACCGGUUAUAGCCCUGCCAUUGAAGAUCUUAAGAAGCUUUCAGAAGGGGUGGACAGAUACAUCUCCAAGUAUGAGAUCGACACCGUCAAGUCGGAGAGGGGGAACCUCAUCAUCUAUUUGGACAAGGUUUCCCAUUUGGAAGAUGAGUGUCUGGAAUUCAAAGCUUACAAGUAUUUUGAGGCUGGUCUCAUUCAGCCGGGAUCCGUCACGGUGUACAGCUACUAUUCCCUAGAUGACCGCUGUACCAAAUUCUACCACCCAUCCCAGGGAAGUGAGCAUCUCAAGAAGAUCUGCCACGGUGACGUUUGUCAGUGUGCGGAAGAAAACUGCUUCUUGCACCAAGGAGACGAACCCGUCGACUUGCAGACGCGAGUUCUGGAUGCCUGCAAGCCAGAAGUAGACUAUGGUAACUGCAGUUGGAUCACUGGGUUGCGUAAAUGUGGGAAGGGGUUGCGUUGUGUUCAGUCACCUCCCUGGAAAGAUGAAUGGUUAACACCUUAG
Heteronotia binoei (common prickly gecko) is the source of this 4614-nucleotide messenger RNA. RefSeq names its product A.superbus venom factor 1-like. The record is from RefSeq and is a predicted model, not a curated record. NCBI's taxonomy places the organism in Eukaryota, Metazoa, Chordata, Lepidosauria, Squamata, Gekkonidae. The coding region runs from base 1 to 4614 and encodes 1537 amino acids. Gene Ontology annotation, cellular component: extracellular region. The transcript has 36 exons. Gene Ontology annotation, biological process: inflammatory response; complement activation. Gene Ontology annotation, molecular function: endopeptidase inhibitor activity.